Dama dama (fallow deer) is the source of this 2598-nucleotide messenger RNA. It is a transcript of the gene EFCAB11, whose product is annotated as EF-hand calcium binding domain 11. Gene Ontology annotation, molecular function: calcium ion binding. Bases 77 to 583 code for a protein of 168 amino acids. The transcript has 7 exons. The record is from RefSeq and is a predicted model, not a curated record. NCBI's taxonomy places the organism in Eukaryota, Metazoa, Chordata, Mammalia, Artiodactyla, Cervidae.
CCGGGACUGCGCCGAGCGGGGCUUUGGCAGCAGAGCUUGCGGGUUCUGCUGUCUGGAUUCGCGUGCGGCUGUCGCGAUGUUUUACUCCCAGGCCGGCGCCCGGCCACGGACGUGGGAAACCAGUCCCCCAGAGCACAAGAAGUGGGUGGAAGUAUUUAAAGCAUGCGAUGAAGAUAACAAAGGCUAUCUAAGCAGAGAGGACUUUAAAGUUGCUGUUGUAAUGCUGUUUGGUUACAAGCCAUCCAAGAUAGAAGCUGAUUCUGUGAUGUCGUCAGUAGAUCCAAACACUUCUGGGAUACAACUUAAGGAGUUUUUAGACAUCAUAAGGAAAAAGAAGGAAGCUCAAGUGUAUUGCAAUGAAGUAAGACACAUCUUCACGGCUUUUGACAGGCACUAUCGUGGAUAUUUAACUCUGGAAGAUUUCAAGAAAGCAUUUAAGCAGGUGGCUCCCAAGUUAUCAGAAAGGAUUAUUCUUGAGGUAUUCAGGGAAGUAGAUCAAGACUCAGAUGGUCAUGUCAGCUUUAAAGACUUUGAAUAUGCCGUGAACUCCGGACAAAAGGGAUCUUCCCAACUGAGGGACUGAACCCGACUCCUGCUUGGCAGGCGGAUUCUUCACCCAGAGCCACCUGGGAAGCCUACAAUGUAUGAUUAGCAGUCAUCAAAAUCACCAUCCAAAGAUGGCCCUAGGGCACUGGCUGAGUAAGACUGAGAGACAGAGUGGGCUGUGAUUAGUAAGUCUGUUCCAGCUGUACACAGAGGAGGAACAGGGUGCAGCAAGGAUUUGGGAGCAAAAACUUAUGUGCAGAAUCCAUUAGAAUGGCCUGGGCCUGGGGUUCCACAGCAGAAGAGCAAGCCCUGGGCUGCUCUCUCCUGGACUCUGACUGGUUCUGGAAGGUUCUUCCCUGCACCAAGGGUCUUAGCCAUCUGUGUUCCUGUUCUCCAUGCUCUGCCCAUCCACACCUGGGAUCUAGGAACUGUGACCCUGGACAUUCAGCACUUAUUUUAAAUAAAUCCUCCUAUCAAUACUAAUAUUUUAUCUGUAAGUGUUCAGAAUGCCAAACAUUAACAACACUGUGAAAACAUCUCAUUUAAGUCAAAUUUCAGAAGGAUUAAAGCUCAAAGAAAAAUGUAAAUUUGUCACAUAGAAACAUUAACCAAGCAUCUUGCUAACAGAUUAUUAGCAGAUAAACUUAACAAACUGUCGUAAAUCAGAGGAAGCUAAAGAGACUUCAUAACUAAGUGUGAUUGGGUGUUCUGGAUGGGAUUACGGAAUAGAAGAAAGGACAUUAGGUAAACACUAGUGAGGUGUGGAAUUUAGUUCGUAAUACUGUGUCAAUAUUGGUUCAUUGAUGUGACACAUGUACCAUAGCCAAGGACACACUCAGAAAAUAUUCAUCACAGAGGAGACUGUGUGAGUAUGUGGGAAUUCGCUCUCCUAGCUUCACAAUCUUUCUAUAAACCUAAAACUAUUCCAAAAUAAAAAGGUUGUUAAAAAAUAAAGUCUUAUCCCAAAGUUAGCAUAUGCUAAGCAUCCAAAAUGAAGAAAACUUGGAAAAUCAUUAAGAAGUACAAAUGAAGUAUCAUUCAAGAAAAAGGUAGAUCAGCAGUAUCAUUCAGCAUCAUGUGUGUUUUUGGACAAAUUGUUCUGACUGAUGAAAAGCCCCUGGGCAGAGUUUUAUUCAGCAAGCAUAUUUACUGUAAUGUGAAUAGUUGAGUCAUUGGUCUUCAUCUCAGUGCAUAAGUGAUCCUGCUUUAAAAUUUUUAAUGUAAAAAUUAGGGUAGUUCACUAACAAAAUGCCAGCAUUCAGUAAUUGCCAGAAUACCACAACCUGGUGUUGCAAUGACUCUUUGGACCUUAUUUCUCCCUGGAAGCAUGACAGGAGAGAGGGAGAAGUCACGUCCUCCCGUUGAGUGGCAGGCAGGAGGCCAGGGUGGGAACAGCUAUUGGGCAGCUCCUCCAACCUGGGAUUAGUCCAGGCUCUCUUCGGUCUCAGUGACAGAAACCUCCCCCAAUCCAGCUUAGAUGGAAAAGGGGUUUGCUGGGCAAUACUGGGCUAGCCUCUGGAGUCUGACAUUGGAAGGGCAGUUAUGCAGCUGGGUUUCCAGGAGAACGAGAAUCAACAGCACAAGCUCCUCUGGACUCUGCCCCUGCCCUAUGGUCCCUGUCCGCCUCGCAGCGUUCUCCGGAGGAACUGGCCCAGGAUCUGUCCCACUCCAAGUGCAGACACCCUAGAUAGAGAGGCUGCAGUUGGCUCGGGAUCAGUCAACUCUGAUUCAUCUUGAGAAUAUAGGCUUGAUCCCUGGACACUCACCCAGGUCUGCUGAGGGCUGGUCACAGGGAAGGGAAGUCAAGUAUCAUGUGUGUGUGUGUGUGUGUGUGUGUGUGUGUGUGUUAGUUGCUCAGUCAGGUCCAACUCUUUGUGACCCCAUGAACUGUAGCCCAUCAGGCUCCUCUGUCCACGGGAUUGUCCAGGCAAGAAUACUGGAAUAAGUUGCUAUUCCCUUCUCCAGGGGAUCUUCCCGACCCAGGGAUUGAACCUAGAUCUCCUGCAUUGCAGGCAGAUUCUUUACUGUCUGAGCCACCCAUGGAAAGUCAUU